Molecule: messenger RNA, 2649 nt
Organism: Symbiodinium natans
Lineage: Eukaryota; Dinophyceae; Suessiales; Symbiodiniaceae
Source: the annotation of a GenBank genome assembly
AUGGAGAAGAGCGGACCGGCGAAGGAUCCGAAUAAGGAUCCGAAGGCGCCGAAGGCAAAAGCAGCCGGCAAAAAAAACAAGCAAUCGGUGAAGAAGGAGAAUCGCAACAACGAGGACCCUGCGCUGACCUCAGUCAUUGGGAAGGGCGAAACGCCUGACCUCGAUGGCGAAGAGCCUGAAAAGCCGCUUCUCGCGAGCGCUGCAAGCACCUGCUCCCAGGGCUCCGAGUCCGAAAGAAAGGCCACGACCGAAGUUGAUCCGCAGGAUGUGACGAGGCUAAGCGGGAGGGCGACAAGACGAGAAGGAAGACAACACGGCCCGACCAUCUCUGGUGACGAAUAUCGUAACGACAAUUUUCAGGUGAACCUUAAAAAGCUACUCCUCAUCUUCGGAGUCAACCUGUGCAGUCCUUUCGGUUUUCUUGUGGUGUGCCUGAUCGUGACCAUUGACGCGUGCAACAUUUGGCGCCGCCUCAGCGUGAUGAAAGUGUCGAGGAGCACUCAGAGAGGUCAUGAUGAUGGACGAGUUCAUCACAUCAGAGCGGAAUUGACAAGGGCACACGGUUACCGAAAGGUAUGGUGGGGAGUCUUGAAGAGAAAUUACUAUUACCUCGUGCACCAAGCUGCAGAGCACUCCUCCUCGACGAUCGUUUCAUCUAUGUUGAACGUUUCAUUGCUGAUUUCAUACGUGUCCGGGCAUUUCAACAACAUGUCCCCUGAGUACCUCAUGGAAGCCCUUUUGCCGCGAUGGCUGAUGAUCGGAGUGUUGCUUUCAGAGGCCACCCAAUAUGUCAUGAAGUCGCCAGACGACCUUGACAACUUUGACAGCGCUGCAGAAAUUCGUGACGCAGUUGCAAAGCUCCUGAAAAUCCACCGCCCCAAACUGCCAUUGCCCAGUGAAGAGACAGGAGAUCCCCAUGUUUGCUUCGCGAUCAAAUCCCCGACUUGUUUCAGCUACACAUUUAUCCAGGAUGAGCCGAAAGGUGAUGGCUUUGCACUAUAUGAUGAUGCCAUACCGGAAAUCGUAGAGGUGAUUUGUCCAAAGUGGGCGAGAUCCACCCCUCUCAGGGUGCCAGUUCGAAUGUGGCAAGAGUGGAAGGUUUUGAAUGGUGUGAACCAUUUGUCUAAGAUGGCGAAAGAUGCGAGGAGAUCUACCAAAGGAGGGGUCAACGCCAGUAGCAUAAGUCAAUCAAAGCCGGAGGAUGAGCGAUCGGUCUCCGACACUGCAAACGCACCGCAGAAGCUCUCGGAACAGAAGGCAAACCAGAUGUUGUUCAUCCAUCACCUGAAUGAAGCCGUUGUUGAUAUGGCUCGGCUGCAACUGGCCCUUGGGGACAUUGCGCAUGAGACCUUAUUGCGGCACAUCGUCCGCAUCUUCGACUCCACAAUUAAGUUGCCUUUUCAGAAACCUAGUUUUCAACUGAAGUCUGGCUCGGAGUCUGACAAGACUGAACAAGAAGAGUCCGAACAAGAGGCAUCUGGAGAACUGAAGUUUGACAAGCAUUCUGGAACCAUCUACCCCACAGACACUGAAGAGGCGGACCGCGACUCUUUCUCUGACCAACUUACCACUACAGAACAUAAAAUGUCCUUCGCGUACAAGCAAGCUUUGGAGGAGGGAUGGAUGCCAGUUCAUGUUCUGGCAGAUCAGCUCCUUUUAGGUGGGGUGGUUCCGGCCAAUUCAUUUUACUAUGUGAAGGCUACGUGCAAGUGCAUUGCGAAUGCCUUUGGGGUCGCUUUGAUAGCUUAUGCAGCGAUCCUUCCUGCUGUGGCGGGCACGACCUUUGGUGGUAUUGUUCGUACUUCAUUCAUCCUGUUUGUCUUCACGAACGGUUCUAUGAUGUCUUUGUGGUACCCCACUCAAUUGCGCAAACUCUUCUCGCAGAUGUCGGAGUCCGUCAGGAUGUUCAACGUAAUGCUGAUGGGCCGGAAAGCUGCUGGGGCAGAUUUUCUUCCACAUAUCCGAGUCGGCAACAUUGAUGACAUUGCUGGUUGGUAUUUGCUUUACUCGUUUUUCAUCGCUAGCUUUCAGCGUCGGAAGCUCGCUUUGGAACUCGGCUUCGGCCAUGGAGUUCUUACAGUGGUGGUCAUGUCGGUGUUGGUUCUUGUUCUAUUGUACACGGGAGAUACUAUCGAGAAGCCUCGGACAGUGGUGUUCCUCUGCGAGACAUUUACUUUCCUGCUUGCCUUUGCCAUGUUCUCUGUUCAGCCGUUGCUCGUGGGCCUCCGAGCAAACCUCUUGAACCGGAGAACCGUCGACCUCCUUUGGGGGCAUGCAACGGAGUCGCGGGCAUAUCUUUGCAAGUUGGAAAAGGUCCUUGCCAACCUGGCAGAAGAACAGAAGGUUGAAUCUGAGCAGGACACACAGGAGGAGCUCAAACGCAAGAUAAAGGAUGCCGCGGCUGCCGCCGAGUUGACUGAGUCAAUCGCUCAGAGAACAAGAUUGGACACGACACUUGUGGUGCGGACCUUGGGCAUGGAGUUGACCUUGGCCCAAUUCACAGCUAUCGCGUCGAUCUGUUCUACAGCCGCGAUCUAUGCCUACAACAAGCUAAAAGAAAAAGAGGACCAGGUGAACAGUGUUUUUGUUACUGCUGUCUGGCUCAUGCAGGCAAUGUGGAGUACGCUUUUUGGCUUCACAAAGCAGUGA